Messenger RNA from Sphaeramia orbicularis (orbiculate cardinalfish), 2972 nucleotides. RefSeq names its product transmembrane protein 200B (gene tmem200b). The record is from RefSeq and is a predicted model, not a curated record. The transcript is spliced from 2 exons. NCBI's taxonomy places the organism in Eukaryota, Metazoa, Chordata, Actinopteri, Kurtiformes, Apogonidae. Bases 195 to 1457 code for a protein of 420 amino acids.
GUGUCCUGUGCAGGGCAUGUGUGCUGGUGUGGAUGAGGGUUACCAGUUGGAUGUGUUCACACCCUGGGGACACUUCAGCCCAGAACCACCAGGAUGGUCCGCGUCCUCCAACUAUGAACAAGCUGCAACAGGAUCCGAGAAAAACAGACCUUUGACAGGGUGAGAUAAGGAGCAGAAGCUCUGGACCCACCUGCAUGAUGAAGACCCAAAAGGCGCGAGGUGUUAGGACAUCUUCUCCCUCCCGCCGAAGAAAGUCAUCCUGCUUCGCCUUACGAGGCAGAAAGAAGAAGGAUGGGGUGAUCCAAGGCAAGCUUCGCAUCCGCUCCAUGCCCGGAGCCUUCCUGGUGCUAGGGGUCAUCGUGGUUGUCGUCGGUACGGCGCUGGCUGUGGCGGGAUACUGGCCCUACCGGAUGUCGAAGUCUUCCCUGUUGAGUGCUGCAGAUGGGGAGGGCCUCUCCGAGUCAAAGAGCUCAGGCUGGAGUUUCGGAGCUAAGGGCCUGCUGUCCACGGCCAGUCUCAUCCACAGUGAGCGGAUGAAACUGCUGGGUCCGGUCAUCAUGGGAGUGGGACUCUUCAUCCUCAUCUGUGCCAACACGGUCCUGUAUGAGAACAGGGACAGAGAGACGCAGAUGCUGCUGGCUCAGAUGCGUAGUGUGAUCUGUUCUGUGUCUGCAGCUGUGCCCUCAGCGGACCUUACAGAGAUAGCAGCAGCUAACUCCAUGGCUAAACACUACCAAUGGGUGAGCAGUUUACCAGCUGCACACCUCAACAUCCUCUGUCUGCAGCAGCUGGCUAGCUCUGAGCCUCUGCUUCAGACCAGACACCCCAGAGACCAAGAGGAAAGCAGGGAGGUCAUCUACCAGCAAGCCGUGCUUCAGACCGAGGCCCUCCACCAUCAGGAAUCGGAGCCUCCACCUUCCCUCCACUCCUCCCAGUCUAACUCAUGUAAUUCCAGUCAGACAGACUUUAACACACAGUCUGGCGCUGAGCACGGCGGCUGUGUCAGCUUCAACCCUCAGCCUGUCCCCCUCAUCAAGCUCAGCAACUGCCUGGUGUCUGCCAGUUCCAUGUCCACGCUGGGGGUGGAUGAGGUGGACAUCCCACCUGCCCAGCCCCGACGCUGCCACAGCAUGAGCUACAGGACUAAACCUUACGCAGGCCAAACAGUUGCACGUCUGAAAGAAGGACUUCACGAACCCACGGUGGAUGGUCAGACAAAUGAGCCGGUGGUCCCGAGGAGAGAGGCGGGGUCACAGGUUUGUGUGAACAUCCCGGGACAGGUUGUGGAUGCUACAGAGGAGCAGACUCACCGCAGUUGGCCCCGGCUAGACCUGGGCAGUGGGAGGCGAUAUCUGAAACUGGAGAACAAAGAGGAUUCCGUGGACAAACUGCUGGACCAGUUAGAGCAGCAGUGUUCGCAGUGGGAUAAGAGUUUUGGUUCAGGGCCUUUCCAGUGAUGGCUGUUUUAGCUUCACAGUCCUGAGGCCACUUCUGGACAAUAUGCUACACUGACAACGAAGGAGUAAUGAUGUUUUCCCCUGGAGUCUAAAACUACGCUGUAUUUUUGGUUUCAUAUUCUGUAUGGAGCAGAGUGAAAUCAAGCCUGAGAUGAUUUGGAGAUACAGUUUUUUUCAGCAAGGAUCUUCCAAACCUCCCUUUCUCAGUCCGCAGUGGAAUAUUGGUAAAUGGUCUUUGCUUAGGUGGAUUUGGCAGAUGUUUAUGCGAUUGAAGGAGAGGAACAAUAUACAGAGCCAGCACUGUCACAGAUGAGAGAAGCAAUUUGACACACUGUUUACUUCUGCAGUUUGGGUUGGCAGUGAUGUCAGAAAUCAACUUACAAAUCUAUGUAAUCGCCAAAUGGGUUUGCCUUUUCCAGAACAAAGUGUGCACAACCCAUUGAAGGAGAGUGAUCUGGGCCCAGGAGGGUGGGGGAUUGUUUUCACUGUGCAAUCAAUUUUGAACCAAAAUAUCUGGACUCCUGAGCCCAUGAAGUGCUGAUAAAUGCAGUAUGUAAAAGUGGGCCUUUUUCCUCAACAGGGGUCCCAUACUCUAAAUGCAAUGCAUGGCAGUGAUGUACAGUAUGUUACAUCUUAAUACUUAUGCAGAGUAAUGUCUGUGUUGGUUUCAUGUGUAUAAGACGUAACAGUGGUUGAAGAAUAGUUUUGGUUUAGUACAGCUUUGAGUUAUACGCCAUGUCUGCACUGAAAACAUUUCAGACACAUUCACACUCUUUCUUAUGUUUGAUGUUGCAGGCAUCAUACUGACCCAUGUUUCACUCGUGUUAACACAACCCAGUGCAUAAGCUUCAAGUGGUUUUCUUCAAAAUUCCAGUAACUGUGUGUUGGGUACUGUAUUCACAUGGGCGAACUAUGCUCAACACUCAUUACAGUGUAGACACAUACAAAACUGAAGCGGCUGCUGCAUAUUCAGUGGUUUUAGUGUAGACAUGGUGUAGAUAAGUUUUAACUCUUUACUGCCAGUUCAACUAAGAUCUGGGAACAUGGUGACAUCCCUAAAAAGACAGUAGAUAAGGCAAGAAACAAGCAGUUACACAGAAAACUAACAUCCACAUGACCCAAACUCCUUACUGCUUAAAAUGAUACAAAGCACAUGAUGUUGACACAACUGGGGAAGCCUUUUAAUUACAUAGUAAUACGAUGGAAUUGUGAAGAAAUAAUCAAGUAAAGAGGAGUCUGAAUCUGAAUCAGAAUGCCUUUAUUGUCAUUGCAUGUACUGCACACAAUAAAAUUUCAAGUCUCAUUAAAAACAGGAACUCAGUCUCUCACACUCAGAAAAUCUCACAAGCGCCUGUAAAAAUGAAGCUAAAAUAAGCCAAAAAUAGACAGAUAUAAAGUAAUUAUGCUUCCUGUAAAAUUAAUAACAUGAAGUAGCAUCAUCUCAUGAAUUAAUCUUUAGCCCAGUAACAUAAUCAGUAUGAUUAGACAUCCCAUUGUAUCCACAUUUACACAAAA